CCGCCAGCCGCCCGUCUUUGUACGGAGACCACUGGGCCGAGCGCGAGCGCGGAGCGGGAGCCUCGCUGCUGCCCUGACUUUUUAAGAACCUCAAUGAACUACUUGUGAGGAGUCGCUGGUCGUGCCGGUGAGCUCUUCCCACGGCCAAGACAGCGACCCGUGUUGCGUGGAGAUCACAUUUUAUAUGCGAUCUUGACUUUUUUUUUUUGGUCUGACAUUAUAUUUUUAUAGAUUUUUGUUAUAAACAUGGUGCUGGGAAAGGUGAAGAGUUUGACCAUAAGCUUUGACUGUCUUCAUGACAGCAACGUCCCCGUGUAUUCCAGUGGGGAUACCGUCUCAGGAAGGGUGAAUUUAGAAGUUACGGGGGAAAUCAGAGUGAAAUCUCUUAAAAUUCAUGCGAGAGGACAUGCGAAAGUACGCUGGACCGAAUCUAGAAACGCCGGCUCCAAUACUGCCUAUACACAGAAUUACACUGAAGAAGUAGAAUAUUUCAACCAUAAAGACAUCUUAAUUGGACACGAAAGAGAUGACGACAACUCCGAGGACGGCUUCCACACCAUCCCUUCGGGGCGGCAUGAAUACGCGUUCAGCUUCGAGCUUCCACAGACACCACUUGCUACCUCAUUCGAAGGCCGACAUGGCAGUGUGCGCUAUUGGGUGAAAGCCGAAUUGCACAGGCCUUGGCUUCUACCAGUAAAAUUAAAGAAGGAAUUUACAGUCUUUGAGCAUAUAGAUAUCAACACUCCUUCAUUACUGUCACCCCAAGCAGGCACAAAAGAAAAGACUCUUUGUUGCUGGUUCUGUACCUCAGGCCCAAUAUCCUUAAGUGCCAAAAUCGAAAGGAAGGGCUAUACCCCAGGUGAAUCAAUUCAGAUAUUUGCUGAGGUUGAGAACUGCUCUUCCCGAAUGGUGGUGCCAAAGGCAGCCAUUUACCAAACACAGGCCUUCUAUGCCAAAGGGAAAAUGAAGGAAGUAAAGCAGCUUGUGGCUAACUUGCGUGGGGAAUCCUUAUCAUCUGGAAAGACAGAGACAUGGAAUGGCAAGUUGCUGAAAAUUCCACCCGUUUCUCCAUCUAUCCUCGACUGUAGUAUAAUCCGUGUAGAAUAUUCACUAAUGGUAUAUGUGGAUAUUCCUGGAGCUAUGGAUUUAUUUCUUAAUUUGCCUCUUGUCAUCGGUACCAUUCCUCUACAUCCAUUUGGUAGCAGAACCUCAAGUGUAAGCAGUCAGUGUAGCAUGAAUAUGAACUGGCUUGGAUUAUCCCUACCUGAAAGACCUGAAGCACCACCCAGCUAUGCAGAAGUGGUCACAGAGGAACAAAGGCGGAACAAUCUUGCUCCAGUGAAUGCCUGUGAUGACUUUGAGAGAGCAUUUCAAGGACCACUGUUCGCAUAUAUCCAGGAGUUUCGAUUCUUGCCUCCACCUCUUUAUUCAGAGAUUGAUCCAAAUCCUGAUCAGUCAGCAGAUGAUAGACCAUCCUGCCCCUCGCGUUGAAGGAACAUGUGGUUAAAUCAAGUUGAUGUGAAUUCCAAACUGUAUCUCUUCCCAGCUGAGGACAGAGAAGUAUCUUGGAGACACGUUCUCAGAGGAAGUGGAGUUGCUUUUGCCCAGAAAAAUGGCAAAUACGUGAAACAACCAGUGAUCAUGCUUUAGAAGCCUAUAGCAACAUUCUGGGACUGCUCCAACAUGCUUGAAGAUCUAAGCUUUUCUUCUUUAAAACUGGCACAUACCAAGAGCAGUCGUCUUAGCCUAUGGUCAUACGUGUCAAGACAACACGUUAUAAAGAGGGAUGAUUUCCUUCUUUUGAUUUGAAAAUUUGCACAUGCUCAAUGCUUACAUUGUGCAGUUCAAUGUCACUACAGCUUUUUUUUUUCCAUUAAUGCCAGACUCUCGAUAUUCAUAUAAAACUUGUUUGUGAUCAGCACAACAAGGAACAAAAGAAAGCUUUGAAAAAAACUUUAAGAUGAAAAAAACGCACUGACAUUUUUUUUUUUAUUUAAUAUAGCCUGGACUUUACCUGCGUAUGCACAUGCUCAGAAUUGUCCUACUAGGCUGACCAUGUAUCACCUCUUCAGCUUGGAUCCUAUUGUGGAUUUAUUUACAAACAUCAAAUGCCUUCAAGCCAAUCCUUCUUGCUGUAUGUUUUGCAGCCUACUGUAGUAGAUAUGCAACAGAUAUGUGGGAAAAGAGAUAAGAGGAGGAAGCUAAUAAGAGACUUGGUCAAGAUUGUAUACCUUCUUGGUUUCUUUUAAGAAUUUGUUGCCUUUCUACUAUUACAGCAAAGCAGCAUUUUGUUACUGACUGCCUAAAAUCACUUAAUCUCAGGUGAACGCAUCACUUGCCAAACUGUUGGAAUGCUAUUUUGUGUUUUGUUGCACUGUUACUUUUUCGUUUGUUUGGUUGGCUUUUUGGAGAGGGGAUUUGGAAAAGGGACAUACACAAAAGUGAUAACCCACCCGCAUUUUCUUUUUAUCAUUACAUAUAAGAAGAAACUAGAAGAGCUAAGAAUGGGAUAAAGAAAGGCAGUAUGGCAGGCACCAGCAAAGAGUUAAGGGCUGUUGCUCUUAAAAAUUACUGUUAUUUUUUUGUUUUAAAAAAGUAUGAAAGUUUUCCAGUCACAGGAGGAGGAGAAAAUACACUUAUUUUUAUAUACAGUUACUUAAUUACCUCCAAACACAUAUGUUGGAAAUCAUUUUUGCUGGUGCAGAGUAUUUUAAUGAGCAGGAAGGAAUAUCAGGUUAUGAUUAGAGAGCUCAGUUUAUACAUUUUUUAAUCCUGCUCAAGAUCUACAAAACUUGAAAACCUGUUCUAAAAGUGAUAUACCUUCAAAAUUAUAAAUACUAGAAUAUAUGCUGGAAUAAUAAAUGUUCUAUAUUUUUGUGUUUUUUUUUUAAUGGAAAUCUUUUUUUUCAUUACCUAAAGAACAUUUUGCUAAACAUGAAAAAUCACUGACUUUGAGUAUAUGUAGAUAAGAUAGGGAAAUUAUUACAUCAGUAAAUUAUAGUUUAUAUUAAAGAUUAUUUACAGUUGGCUCAUAACAAAUAUACCAGCAUUCAUGGUGAUACUUAAAACAGCAUUUUCUGAGUAUACUCAGAAAAUUGUCUGACUUUAGAAGGAAUUCAGCUCUGGUGUUUUUAGUGAAAAUCAGCAUCUCUGAUGUUACAACAUAUGUGUGAAAUGGGUGUUACAUCUAUCCUGCCAUUUAACCCCACAGUUAAGGUGACUGAAAAUAAUAGUAACUCUGGCUUGGUGCUUGACCUGGUUAAUACUGUCUUAAAGCUUCAUACAAAACAAAUAGGCUUUUCCAUAAGUGGCCUUUAAGAAAACAUGGAAGACAAUUCAUGUUUGAAAAGCUGACAGGGUGAAGAAAGCCCAAUGUAAAAAUGAAUCGCGUUUUAAGUGAUUCGGUUAAAGGGUUUGGGCUCCCGUAGCAAACUAAUACUAGAUAAUAAGGAAAUGGGGGUGAAAUAUUUUUUUAUUAUUGUUAAAUCAUUUUGUGAAUGUCCCCCUCAAAAAAAGCUAAUGGAAUAUCUGGCAUAAAGGGCAUUUGGUGGUUUUAUUUUUGUUUGGGGAGGGGGGUUGUCAGAAAAUCCCUUUUCUUUUUUAUGUCUAACUUCUAGGGAACAAUUGUUGAUAUGCAUAGUAUUGGAAUACUUAUCACCAUAUACUCAUAAAUAACACAUGAAAGCAAGAAUGACCAAUAUUCUGGCAAUUGGCACUAGGUCACGAAAUAAAAUGUGAUAAAAUCCUAAUUAUAUAAAACUUUAUAAAAUAAAGUUUUGUUUUCCCCAUUAAAGUAUUUCUUUUUUAUUUAGAGGCAUUACUUUACUCUUUCCUAAAUAUUGGUCAAUUUCUGACAUAAGAUGUGAGGUUCACAUUUGUAUUCCAGUAUUCAAGAUAGAUUCCUGAUUUUUCAAUUAGGAAAAGAAAAAUCCAAAAUGUUAGCAAAACAAAGUGCAAUAUUAAAUGUUUGCUUUAUAGAUUAUACUCUAUGGCUGUUUGUAAUUUUUUUUCCUUUUUUAUUUGGUGCUGAAUAUGUCCUUGUAGGCUCUGUUUUAAGAAAACAAUAUGUGGGAAAUGAUUUGAUUUUUCCUAUUGCUCUUCCUUGUGGAAAAUAAAGUGUUUUGUUUUUUUUUCUUUUUUGUAAAA
This is a messenger RNA of Myotis davidii, 4146 nucleotides long. RefSeq names its product arrestin domain containing 3 (gene ARRDC3). Bases 247 to 1491 code for a protein of 414 amino acids. Gene Ontology annotation, biological process: protein transport. Lineage: Eukaryota; Metazoa; Chordata; Mammalia; Chiroptera; Vespertilionidae. The transcript is spliced from 8 exons. The record is from RefSeq and is a predicted model, not a curated record. Gene Ontology annotation, cellular component: cytoplasm.